Messenger RNA from Sphaeroforma arctica JP610, 621 nucleotides. RefSeq lists its product as hypothetical. The transcript is spliced from 3 exons. The record is from RefSeq and is a predicted model, not a curated record. Bases 1 to 621 code for a protein of 206 amino acids. Lineage: Eukaryota; Ichthyosporea; Ichthyophonida.
AUGGCAACCCAAGACCCACUGCUGUCUUCCGAUAACCGUGUCUAUAUCCAACUGCAAGUGAAUAGGCGUACAUUCCGUGCGUUGGUGGACACCAGUGCCAACCCACCAACUGGUUCGUUCAUAUACUUAGCAAACAAGGCAGCCCGUACUCCUCGGCUGGGAACAACAGAGGUACUACCUAUACGUUAUGGUUCCGAGAUUAUCAACAGGCCGUUUGAACUGAUGAAUCUACCCGACGAGCUCGACGACCUUCUCAAGCCAGUGGCUCGCCGCCAGCCCCCCGACGUUACCGAACCAGACGGAGUGCGGGCACGGCUUGCCACAGUUUUAGAAACGAACGCCGCUAUUGAGGACAAUGUACGUUGUCGCUUAGAGGGGAGUGAGGUGGCGAUAUCAGUCACCCGCGAGCAAGCAAUGAGCAUGAGAAGGUCAACACGCAAUUUCGUAUCCGAUCGAUGGCUUCCGUACGUCGACGAACAAGUACAGAAAUGGUUAAAAGACUUGGUGAUCACGAAGCGUACGACACCGACGACGGUUAAUCAUCCACUUCUAGCGGUUCCGACAUUCGACAGUACCGGGGGAGAAGAACGUACUACCGGACAUGCUCAGUCGGAUACAUGA